Molecule: messenger RNA, 537 nt
Organism: Papaver somniferum (opium poppy)
Lineage: Eukaryota; Viridiplantae; Streptophyta; Magnoliopsida; Ranunculales; Papaveraceae
Product: dolichol-phosphate mannose synthase subunit 2-like
Exons: 3
Coding region: 181-423 (80 amino acids)
Biological process (GO): GPI anchor biosynthetic process
Cellular component (GO): endoplasmic reticulum membrane; dolichol-phosphate-mannose synthase complex
Molecular function (GO): enzyme regulator activity
Source: RefSeq, a predicted model, not a curated record
CCCCUAAACAAGGCUUCCUCGUAAAGUUUCGAACUAUUUACAAACUGAUCCAGAUUCCAGUCCAGUUCGACUAGUAUCCCUUUCCGUCUGUAAAAUUCCCAAUACCUUCCUCUCUAGGUCUCUCGAUUGCUCUUGCAGGCGAAUUUGGAAGGAUCUGACGGAUAAUGCUAUAAUAACACAAUGGAGUUGGCAGACAAGACAGUUGGUUUACUGUUAACUGUAAUCAGUUUAUCAAUAUUCACAUAUUAUACAUUCUGGGUCAUCAUUCUGCCAUUUGUGGAGACUGAUCACUUUAUACAUAACUACUUCUUACCUCAAGAAUAUGCCAUUUUGAUACCUGUAUUUGCUGGUAUGGCAUUGAUCUCACUGUUGUGUGUCUUUAUUGGGUUUGUGAUGCUAAAAUCAAAGAAGAAAAAAGCAUAGAGGGAGAGCAUUUUGCUUCAUAUUUUACCAAGUAUAUGUAGUCUGAUUUUUUUUCUUUUGAAGUGUGUUAAACAUUUAAGAUAUCAAUGAAGAUACCACCAGUUUUGACGUGAC